Molecule: messenger RNA, 4250 nt
Organism: Rhopilema esculentum
Lineage: Eukaryota; Metazoa; Cnidaria; Scyphozoa; Rhizostomeae; Rhizostomatidae
Biological process (GO): protein deubiquitination
Molecular function (GO): cysteine-type deubiquitinase activity
Source: RefSeq, a predicted model, not a curated record
UAUUUAUAACAAUGACGUCAGGUAGAGUCAAGAUGGACGAAGAAGGAACCUUAUGAGCUGAACAGAGUGAAAAGGGUUUUAUUCUAAUGUUAUUCCUUUUCAUGUUAAAUGGAUAGUGAGAAAAGGAAGUACAUUCUAAGACAGGAUAGGCCAGGAAAGAUCGUGCCAAGAUCAAAGCUAGGAAAUGUGAAAAAGUACCUUGCUGAAAAGACGUUUAAUGCAAACGACUCAUUCCCUGCUCUGAAAGGAGAUCUUUUUCAGGAUGGCCCUGAUGACGAGCAGCCAACCGACUUACACAGAAUUUUGGUCUCUUUAAUUGGUGAUGAUUCCAGAAUAUUAGAAGUAGAAACUGGGGAUUUAACAGAAAUUAGCAACGAUGUUGCCGACCUUCUACUGCCCAUAAAAGACGGUUAUACACGAUUCGAGUUGUUUUCAAAGCGGGGAUUUCUCAGCGAUGCCUUGGCAGCCAAAGUUAACGAUUCUUGCGAGGUCAAAAUAGAUGGAAUUAGGAGGAAAGGUGAAAUAAAAGAAAUAAAAACACUGACAGAAGAUAGACCAGGAAAAUAUUUCUUAGUACAACUUGAUGAUUCAAAAGAAGAGUCAAAACAUAUUUCUAUGCGCAAAUAUGAAAAUAAAGUUAUGACCACUGUAGACCACAUGGUAUUCAAUGGCCCAAAAACAUAUUCAAAGGAUAAUAAAGGUAGGAAAGCAUCAUCCACAUCAAUUGAACCAAUGAAAAAGUGGGACAAUUUUGAGACUGGAAAAAGGGUGGUUGUGUUUGUUGAAGACAAGCCUAUUAAAGGAACUAUAAAGUUUAUUGGGAAGGUCAAAUUUCUCAAAGAUGUGCAAAUUGGAAUCGAAUUGGAUUCACCUAAGGGGAGCUGUGAUGGUACUUUUCAUGGUCAAAAAUUGUUUAAUUGUAAGCGCAAUCAUGGAUAUUUCACAGAACCCAGUGCCAUAUUAUCUGAAGAAGAUUAUUAUGCAAAUCCUCAAGACCAGUUUGAUAUCAUUGAACAUGAAAAAGAAAGAGUCUCUGAGGGAAGAAAGUAUAAGAGAGCUCACAGUAGAAAUGACAUUGUUGCAGAACAGGCGUUGCAGUUGAUUCGUGUGUCACAAAAUCAGCCUUCUUCGCUUACAAGAUUCAUACCUGCAGAGACCGGAUACUUUGAUAGCUAUUUUGGUGAGAAAAAUUCUUACGAGGAUUUAAUGGGAAACAAGAAUACUAUGCAAGUUGGUAAAACAAAUUUUACUGAAGAUUCUCCAAUUAGCAUCGACGUCGUCCCUGAAGAUUCUGCCUACCGUGGAUAUGAAGAAGAAUUCAGUAAAAGAAGAGAUGCUGUGUCAAAUGAGUAUAGAAGACCUACAGAUGCCAUAGACCCUACACUUCAAGUCAACUCAGUUGUUCAAGUUAGCAUCAUCGGAGUGGCUCAUUAUGGUGUAAUCCGGUGGAUUGGCUUUCGUGAAGGAGAUCCACGCCAGGAAUUGUUAGCAGGCCUGGAAUUGGAAGAGCCCUCGCAAUUUGCCGGAGACGGUUCUUUGCUGGGAAAGCGAUACUUUCAUUGCGCUCCUGGUCGGGGAUUUUUCACCAAGCAUAGAAGCCUCAAAACAGAUAAGCGAUUUGCCAGCAUGGCCGCUCCCGAAGCUUUACCAGCCAACCAAGAUGUUGAAGAAGUACUGGGGAAUUUCUUACCACCAGUAACGCCGGAGGAAGCUCCGAAUGGCAAAAUGCGAGGAAUUCAAGGGCAUCACAAUUCAUGUUAUUUAGAUGCGACACUAUUUGCUAUGUUUGCAUUUAGCGUUGCCUUCGACUCUGUAUUGUAUAGGAAAAAAAGGGAUAAUGACAUACCAGAGUAUGAACAGGUCAGGAAUGCAUUAAAAAAUGCGAUUGUCAAUCCACUGAGAACGAAGGGCUUUGUUAACGCUGCAAGCAUUUUGAGACUCAGAGGCUGGCUUGAUAGGCUUGGAAAUGUUCAAGGCUUCAUGAACGAAGAAAAAGAUCCAGAGGAAUUUCUUAUGCUGCUUCUCAAAGAUGUAUUGAAAGUGGACCCUUUUUUAAAAAUAAGAACGAACACUGGCCGUGUCGAUGCGUCAUAUUUUUAUCAAAUUUGGGUUGAACGAGAAGAAUACAACCCGGUGCCAACUUUGCAGUACCUGAUAGAGCUGUCAUUUCACACUGGACUUUUCUAUCUGGAAGAGGUGCCAUCUGUUUUUGUUGUCCAACUUCCACGUUCAGGAAUGCAAAAAGUUUACAAAAGAAUCAGAGUCAAUCGUACUCUUGAUAUUUCCAGUGUUAUGACGUCUGCAUCAUUUACAUGCUUAAUCUGUGAAAAUCUGGCUGACGUGAGCUGUAGAGAGUGUUGUCAUUCAUUUGGAUGGGAACACCCUUUUAUUUACUUUUGUCGAAAAUGUAAUGAUAUGGUCCACCAGCAUUCGGCGAGGGUCGAGCACAAAGUGAAAAAAUUGCCAACGCAGAAAGAAAAUGGAUACAGUGUAAACAAAGACAUCAUGAAGCUUGAGCUUUUUGCAGUUGUUUGCAUAAAAACAAGUCAUUACGUUGCAUUUACGAAGCUUGGUGGCUCAGCCAAUGAAAAAUGGAUGUUUUUUGACAGCAUGGCCGAUCGAGUCGGUGGAGAAAAAGGCCAUAAUGUACCCGAGGUUGUCGAAUGUCCGGAAAUCAAAGAUUGGUUUGAUAACACACCUUUGAAUUUUGCUGAAUCUGACUCAAAGAAUACCCCAGAGAAAGUGUUGCGUCUAUUUGAAGAUGCAUCUUUGUGUUUAUAUCGGAGCAGUCCGUUGUCGAUGUAUAAAUGAGUAGGAUGGCAAGGCAGUUUGUUUGAGUAUUUAAAUAAACACAAGACGUGUAAGUUAAUGCGUCACUGUCGCUAAAACAAAGCAGUGUCGUCAGAAAGAUGUUUAGGCCGAUUAAACUAGUUUCUGCUGCCUACAGUUUUAGAUUUAGUGGAUCAAAGAAUAGAAGUAGUUUCGAUUAGGUAUAAUUCUUCCGUGUUUAAGAGAACCAUAUUUGGGGGUUGUCUGUCUACAAGAGGCAAAUAAUCUUUUUUAGUGACGUAUCAGAAAAGGUUUCCUUGUAAGUUUUUUUUGAAUCGGUACAGGGAAGAAAUAAACUUGGACAUAUUUCACCCUUUCUAAUGUAAGUACUUUUCAAGAGCAGGGAUCAUUAAUAAGACAGAAGAAUAUAUGGCCCUAUCAUUAAGCGUUUUAAUUCAGAUUACUUUCUCGCAAAUAUCUAACUUUAGAAAUUGUUAAAAUGUGUUUAAAAUAGUUAACUAAUCUAAGUUUUAUUAAUUUCCGCUACUCAGAAAGAAAGUUGGCAUUCAUAUGUCAUACUGAAUCUGAUAAUGGCAUCGUAUUUUAAGCAAAACAUUGUUUUUCAAAAUACUAUUCCUUUCGAUACAUUGUUGUGCCUUAAGCCCCUCAGACAGGCCCUAUUCGCUUGUCAGUAUAGGUGUCUUUAGUGAAUGCAACAGUAACAUCUGGUGAUAAUUUACUGUGUUUGGUGGGAGCAGUGAUCAGUUUCCUACUAUACUACUAUUGGAGGCAAUGCUCAUCGUUAGAAAGGCAAUGUUUUCUCGUGCUCAAAUUUCUUAUAAGCCGCCUGUUUCCUUAAAGCACGAUAUAAUGAUCCAACGAGGUAGCACCUUAUUUUCAUUUUUCUUCCUUCCUGCUCCGUAAGGUUAAAUUAUCUUUUCACCCCUUAAAACCUUAAAAAACUUUCCUGCGAUGAAACUAAUUCGAUUCAAAAAUGCGAUUAUGGAUUUCCCUUUCUGAAGCAGAUUUAGAAGUAAACAUUUUGUUCGACUUGUUUUCGCAAUUCUUCAAUAUUAUUCUAGCCGUAGUUAUUCAAAUUUGAUUGUGCCAUACUUCUUUUAGUUUGUCGUUUCUUACAUCUAAUUUAGGAUCGCAAAUUGAUCUUAAAUAAGUUCUUGACAUCAAUACAUUAACGAAACCUUUUUAUUUUGGAGCUGUUUCUUAUUUUCAAGAUUCUUUUACGUAUAUUGAAAUGAUAUUACUCUAGUAAAGUUUUUAGUGCCUCACAAUUCUAGACGGACGAAUAAGAUUACGGUCAUUUUUUGUUGUCUUAAUUUCUCUUUCUUUUCUUUUUUUCAAUUAUAUUUAGAAUAGUUAUAUCUAGAUUAUCAUGAGAGUUUCUUCAAGGUAAUGCCUUUCUGUUUUUGAAGGAUUAUCUUGAAUAACAGCUUUUAGUAAUUAGCAUAUAAUAUGUCGUAAAA